GGCCAUGAUUGUUAAAACACAACGUACGGUUGGUCUAGAUGGAAAACAUCAAUAAAGCAAAAUGCAUUAGCCGAAUUUGUUUACUACGGAUGAUUUGUUUGAACGUUCGUUUGAACAACUGAAGAUACAUUUCAUGGAUAUUUAAUGGAAUAAUGGAGCUAUGACGGAACAAACUAAAAAUUGAAUUUUGUAUCAGUAAACGUUUUUGUUUGUGCUCUAAAAUGUGACCGACUUAUAAGUAGGUAACACGAAUGAGGUGUUCCGUCUGUGUGAAGCAAAUGUUUAUUACCAACGUGCUUGAGUGACUGCAAUGGGUUCGACACAGCCACAGUUAAUAACACCAAGUACGAGAGCUUAACCAUACACGGAGGAAAUUCACCUGAAUAAUGGAGUUGCAACUUUCUACAUUGGCCGAUAUUUAGCUCCAUGUUCAACAUUUGUAAUUUGACGAGUCUUGGGAACAUAAAUGACAGGAUGUGCAUAGGCAUUGGAGAUGACACACAGACGAAAGCAACACUCUGAGAUGAGCUAGCGCAGUGAAGGAAUUUGAACAUUCAAAUAUUAAAUACUGCUAUUUUUAGCAAUUGACCCAUAUUUUUGCUCCAUGUUCAACAUUUCUAAUUUUACGAAUCUUUGAAAGACAAUGAAAAGACGUUUCGUGCAAUGACAUUGAAAAUGACACACGCAACACCCUGAGAUGAGCUAGCGCAGUGAAGGAAUUUGAACAUUCCUCCAAAUAAUAGUACUAUUUUUAGCCAUUGACCCAUAUUUUCUCCAUGUUCAACGUGUCUAAUUUGACGAAUCUUUGGAAGACAAUGACAAGACGUUUUAUAGUGCAACGGCAUUGAAAAUGACACACAGACGAAAGCAACAGUCUGAGAUGGGCUAGCGCAGUGACGGAAUUUGAACAGUUCCUCCAAAUAAUAGUACUAUUUGUAUCAUCAUGAUUCUGGCGGGAUUCCUUCAUGGUUGGACGUUCCCACCUCGAUUAAAAUUUAGACAUGGAUAUGUGACGGUUCUUCUUGCCAUAUUCUUCAAAAAUGUUGACAUGUAUUCAUCUGAUUAUUCAUCGAGUGUCGUCAAUGGAGACGACCUCUAUGCCGUCAGGUUAGUAGACGGUUCCACAAUCUACGAAGGGCGAGUAGAAAUCAACAGAAACGGCGUCUGGGGACGAGUCUGCGAUUCACUGUGGGACAUCAACGAUGCCUACGUCGUCUGUCGUCUGCUCGGCUACGGCACGGCAAAGAACGCCACGGUCGGGGUUCACUUUCCCCCUGGGUCGGGGGAGUACUGGUUGGACAAUGUGUGGUGUGGAGGAUGGGAGUCGAGGCUGUCAGACUGCGCCUUUGACGGGUGGGGAGUGAUCAGCGGAUGCGGAGAUGGGAACUCUGCUGCUGGGGUGAUAUGCCAGGCCUACGAACCGACAGAUGCGGUUACAAUACGCCUUUCUGGAAGUUCCUAUUCAUUUGAGGGGCGUGUCUCGCUCUUUAAAAGUGGGGCGUGGGGUACAAUAUGCAAAGACAACUGGGAUCUGGAAGAGGCACAGGUGGCAUGCUUACAGCUUGGAUUUGAAGGAGCUCAGUUGGCCGUCGAUGCUAAGAUCUGGUCAAGCGGGUCCCACAAUAAUCCCGUCUAUCUGGCGGGUUUGCACUGCCAAGGGACUGAAACAAAUCUAGCACAGUGUGCACGUGACGACUGGACGGAUGAUAGAUGUAGCGGUUACCAUGGUGAUGCUGGAGUGAUCUGCGAAUCAGAGAAUACUCCUGCGGAGGGUGACCUAAGGCUAGCCGGGAGUUCGACCUCGGGAGCCGGCCGUUUGGAGGUCUACCAUCACGGAAUCUGGGGGACAAUCUGUGACGACAACUGGACGGACAAUGAAGCCAGGGUGGCUUGCAGGCAGCUAGGAUAUGAUGGUGUCACUUCCACAUUUGAUUAUACGGAUUACGGACGGAGCACGUCCAGCAUUCUUCUUGACAACCUGUUUUGUACUGGGCGGGAAGCAAGACUAUCCCAGUGUCCACACAACGGCUGGGGAGAGCACAACUGCAACCAUUUAGAAGAUGUUGCCAUCGCAUGCAAGACAUCUAAUGAUGAGGAUCAGAAUGGAAACAUCUCCCCUUCGAUGAGUACAACCAUAGGAGCCAUCAUAACAUGCCUCGUGGUCAUCCUAUUCGUUUCACUAUGCAUCCGCUACCUCCACCAACGCCAAAAAGCAUCCCACGCUGCCCGACAAACAAACCGAAUCGCCAACGCCGACUCCGAGACCACCCCGAGCCCGCCACUCUACCCCCGGGCCAACUCCGGUCUCUUUAUAGUCAACGGGAUCCCCAUCGACCCCAACCUCCCGCCCCGUGAUCUGGAGCCUCCGGACUACAGCAGCGGGCAGUGGAAGCCUGCCGGGGUACCCCACGAGCCGCCCCCGUCCUAUGAGGUGACAGUCGCCCACUACCCCGACGCUAGAACUGAAGGGGUGUCAUCGCCUCGGCCUCCGGAGUAUACCGAUGUUUCCCGAACGAACAAUUUAAUAAUAAGUACGAGUCGGCAGAGUGACUAUCCUAAUUAUACAGAUCCAGCAGAUCUACCUGGCUACAUUGGUACUGAAACGCCACCAAGUAGCCCACUGCCACCUGCAGAAUAAAGACUGUGGACACUAUUGGUAAUUGUCAAAGACCAGUCUUCUCACUUGCUGUGUUUUCAACAUUA
Messenger RNA from Asterias rubens (European starfish), 2703 nucleotides. Its product is annotated as neurotrypsin-like. Bases 944 to 2638 code for a protein of 564 amino acids. The record is from RefSeq and is a predicted model, not a curated record. Gene Ontology annotation, cellular component: membrane. Lineage: Eukaryota; Metazoa; Echinodermata; Asteroidea; Forcipulatida; Asteriidae. The transcript has 7 exons.